This is a messenger RNA of Eremomyces bilateralis CBS 781.70, 1040 nucleotides long. RefSeq lists its product as uncharacterized. NCBI's taxonomy places the organism in Eukaryota, Fungi, Ascomycota, Dothideomycetes, Eremomycetales, Eremomycetaceae. The transcript has 2 exons. The coding region runs from base 326 to 958 and encodes 210 amino acids. The record is from RefSeq and is a predicted model, not a curated record.
GUUCGGCCGCAAGCUUGCGACACAUAGUACGCCCAGAACGUGGUCACAAGGUUCCAUCCAGUCAGGGAAGCCGAUCAAGCCACCGCUAUCAAAUCGUUACGCUUCGCCGUAAAAAUAGCAGUAAUAUCAACUUGUUCCUCCGCCGAGGCUACUGAACCUGGGUCGUCCCAUCUCCUGAGAUCACACUUGCGUAUGCAUUGAGGGGUAUACUGACUUCUAUUAAGUGCAAGCCUUUCCCAGUUGUGUUCAUCAGAUUCUUCAUAUCAAGACUGGUCUGUCUUUCAAAUUCUGGAAAUCUCUAAGGUUGUUGACAAUACAUUUCACCAUGCGUUCUUCCUCCAUCAUUUCACUCCUAGCGAGCGGACUGUCUUUAGUCUCUGCGCUUCCUUCUGAUUUCCGUAUCACGCAUGCUACGCGAUCGGCUCCUCCUCCGCGUGGUGCCGUUCGGAUUCGAUCCAUCACCUAUGGCGGAAACGGUUGUCCACAAGGCUCCCUCGAUUGGCAAUUGUCCGAUGAUCAAGGCAUCAUUCCUCUCAUCUUCGAUGAUUUUGUUGCUUACACUGGGGGUGAUGCCCCGACUACCGAGAGGCGCAAAUUCUGCCAACUGAAUAUCGCUCUCGACAUUCCUGCUGGAUACAGCUUUAGUAUCUGGCAAACCGGAUACCUUGGUUAUGUCGCAUUGGAUCCCGGGACUACGGGCACUCUCAGUACUCUCUACUAUUUCUCAGGCGAACAGAACCAGAACGAGCAUAAAACGGUCUUCCGGGGACCUCUCAAUAAAGAUUACACCGCCUUUAACACGGAGCCGAUGGGUAUUUAUUCUCCGUGCGGUGGAGAGGUCUUGCUCAAUGUUCGCUCAUCGGUGGCUGUGAGUGGUUCUGGGAACGCGUUGAUGACGAACGACAAACAAUCCAAUAAUUUCCGCCAGUUCCUGUACUUGGACUGGCGUAAUUGUUGAUCAUAGUCGAUUGGAAGCUUAGGAUUCUUGUAUCUAUCUGCUGCUCACUUGGAAUAUCAUAGCCAUACAGUUGCGACUGAGG